Messenger RNA from Erinaceus europaeus (western European hedgehog), 723 nucleotides. RefSeq names its product transmembrane protein 212 (gene TMEM212). The record is from RefSeq and is a predicted model, not a curated record. The transcript has 4 exons. Gene Ontology annotation, cellular component: membrane. Lineage: Eukaryota; Metazoa; Chordata; Mammalia; Eulipotyphla; Erinaceidae. Bases 3 to 563 code for a protein of 186 amino acids.
GGAUGCAGGGCCUGUACCAGGCUGCUGGCUGGGCACUCCUUUGUCUGGGGGUUCUCAGCAUGGUCUCUGGAGUGAUGGCUUUUUUCCCUGUCUUCUCCUACAAGCUGUGGUUCAUAGGAUGGAACGUCUGGAUUGCCUGUCCCCUCUGGAAUGGAGCUUUGGCUGUCACGGGAGGUGUGCUUCUAGUGCUGGCCCACAGAAAAUGGACCCACAGACCCCUGUGGGAGGCCAGCCUGGCCUUCUCAGCCCUGAGCACAUUGGGCAGCCCUCUGCACUUCGCUGUGGCUCUGGAGGCCAUCCUGCUCGGCCCUUACUGCUUCUACUCGCUCUCUGGAGUUGCCGGCACCAACUACCUGGGCUAUGCCGUGGCCUUCCCCUUCCCCUACACCCGGUACCCCACCCUGUGCGUGGAUCCCCCGAAUUAUGAAGCCUACCACCUGGCCCUGCAGGUCCUGGACCUUUUUCUGAGCGUGGCCACACUCUGCGUGUCCCUGGCGGUGCUCCUUGGAUUUGCCGCGAGGCUGCUCCGGACAGGAAACGUGAACGGUCAAAAGAAUGGAUGACAAACCUGAAGCAAUAUUCCUCUUAAAAUCAUUGUAUUUGCGCCCAUCAUCCUGAAAUUCUUGAGGGGUGACUUUGAUCUUUAAAUGUCUUCUUCUGUUAGAAACUGAAAAUCAAAAUACACAUUUUAGCCCUAUUUGAUUAUCAAUCUUGCUUACUUUC